Lagenorhynchus albirostris (white-beaked dolphin) is the source of this 2264-nucleotide messenger RNA. RefSeq names its product probable palmitoyltransferase ZDHHC11B. Gene Ontology annotation, molecular function: protein-cysteine S-palmitoyltransferase activity. Bases 78 to 1841 code for a protein of 587 amino acids. Gene Ontology annotation, cellular component: endoplasmic reticulum; Golgi apparatus. The transcript is spliced from 15 exons. NCBI's taxonomy places the organism in Eukaryota, Metazoa, Chordata, Mammalia, Artiodactyla, Delphinidae. Gene Ontology annotation, biological process: peptidyl-L-cysteine S-palmitoylation; protein targeting to membrane. The record is from RefSeq and is a predicted model, not a curated record.
UUGGUCGGAACAACCCAGCUGAUCCCGACGUCCCAGCGCGGGGCCUGGCGAGGAAGGACUUCGGCCACGGUUGCCAGAUGGCGUUCUGGGCCAGGAUCUCGAGGCUCCUCCUGCCAGGAACCGCGUCCAGGAGGAGCAGAAAGACUGUGCCCCCCCGGCGGUCCAGGGUGAGCGGCUGGUCGCAGCCCGUCCACUGCUUGCAGAUCGUGGCCUGGAUCGUGUUCCUCAUUCUGGUCUUCACCACUUUUGGCAUCUUCAUUCCCCUCCUGCCACACGAGUGGAGAUACAUUGCCUACAGUGUGACCGGCGGGAUUUGCCUCUUCCACCUCUUGGUCCACCUGAUUGCUCUUUCCAUCGAUCCGGCCGACGCCAACGUCCGCCUCAAGAAGAACUACUCACGGACGGUGCCGACCUUCGACCGGUCCAAACACGCACAUGUCAUCCAGAGGCAGUAUUGUUACCUGUGCGAGGUCGCCGUGACUGUGAAAGCCAAGCAUUGUAGCACCUGCAACAAGUGUGUCUCAGGCUUCGACCAUCACUGCAAGUGGCUUAACAACUGCGUGGGGAGCAGGAAUUACUGGUACUUCUUCGCCUCCGUGGCCUCAGCUGUGGCCGGACUGCUGUGCAUGGUCGCCACGCUGCUGUACAUCUUCACCCAGUACUUCAUCAACCCCGCCGGGCUGCGCACCGACCCACACUACAGGAGUAUCUCCGACCAGAACACGUGGCUUCUGCUCCUUCCGCUUUUCCCCGUGAGGACGAGCACGCCGGUCUUCCUGGGCAUCGGGGCGCUGACGCUGCUGCUUGAGCUCGUCAGCCUGCUGCUGCUCAGUCACCUGCUCCUUUUACACCUCUACUUGAGGGCCAAGAAGUUGAGCACAUUUGAGUACAUAAUGCAAAACAACAAACUGCAGCGCUCGAAGCCCCCGGCAGUGAAGAGAGAUGUGACCCCACCAAGAAAAGGGUUGUUACAGCUGGAUAACUACCUGAGAUCACCUGCGCAGGGCAGCAAGAAGCCCAAGGAGUUCCUGCCAACUUCCACGCACCUGAGUCUGUGCUCCGCCACCGUAAAGCCAGAGGACACGUCGUCAUCAACGCAACCAGUUGCCAGCCUGAGUUCAUCUGUACAGAGCAUGAAGCUCACAGAACAGGACUCCACCAUCAACAUCCCAGGCGAGAGCUCCUCGGGGCUGCAGGAACUGGAUGCCAACCUGAGUUCAUCCACAGUGGGCAGAGUGAAGUGGAGGAAGUUCCUGCCACCACUGUCCAGGUGCCCAAGUGUGACCUCCCUCAGGACCAUCCGCCCAGAGAGCUCCCUGAAACUCGAGGAUGCAAAGGAUCGACGAGACGUAAGGCAGCAUACGGAGGGAGACGUGGCUGAAAACCAAGGCUCAGCUUCAGGAGCCCAGGGACCUGCGCCGACUGAGAGCCCCUUGCAGGGCUCCUUCCCUGCCAGUAGGCUGCCUGUGGAGUCGGCCCCGGAAACCCAUGCUCUCCUGUCCUCUCUGCGUGGCCAGAGAAAGGACACGUGGUCCCAGAAGCACUGGGACGCCUUCCCCAGCGGCCAGAAGCCCUGGAGCUCGGAGUCCACGGCCAUCAACAUCUCCGGGAGUUGCCAGGAGGCGCCCCACGUGUGGGCAAUGGCACCGCACACCCAGGUGCCCAAGGGCCUGCCCGUCAUCGAGGAGGAAGAGUAUGCGAUGAAGGUGACCCCUGUCGUCAGCGUGGAGGAGGGCUGCAGCCCCGAGGAGGCCACUGAGCCCGGCAGCUCCGCCAAGGUCACCAUGAUCAUAGUGUCUGAGGACCCGGAGCCCGAGGACCGGGCUGCUCAGCCUGAAUAGAGCAAGCGUGUCCCCCAGGGCCCCAGGACGCCCCUCCCUCCAGAGCUGCUCACACAGCCUGGCCUCGUUUCCAAUUCUAGGAGGAGACCUGGGCCCUGUGGUCCGCCGCCAGACCCCGCACCCUCCGUGAGAGUCGGGAGGGAAGAGGGAGCACAGGAGCCCCUCUGCUGCUGGCUGCGUGGGCAGGGCUUUGUGAUCUCUGCCCUUCACUCGCUCUAGAAGCCAUAUUCUGAAGACUCGCAUACUCUUCUAAGCACGUCUAAGUGUUACUCCAGGAAGGAAGAGGAUUCAGGAUGGCGCGGGUGCCGUGUUUUUACUCUGUUGACUAUUAAUGUUUUUAACUGUAUGAAUUUAAGUAGCUUUUAAGAAAAUUCUUCAGAAUUCCUUAGUAAGUUUUAUAAGAAAAAAUAAAAGUUAAUUUUA